This is a messenger RNA of Corapipo altera (White-ruffed manakin), 2022 nucleotides long. RefSeq names its product C1q and TNF related 6 (gene C1QTNF6). The coding region runs from base 181 to 960 and encodes 259 amino acids. The transcript has 3 exons. Gene Ontology annotation, molecular function: protein binding. Lineage: Eukaryota; Metazoa; Chordata; Aves; Passeriformes; Pipridae. The record is from RefSeq and is a predicted model, not a curated record.
GGAGAGGGGAGGGAGCUGGUCCAAGCCCGGACUGCGCACCCAGCCAGCGCUGAGCAGUGCCUGUGCCAAGAGCCGGCUUCCUUAAAGCCAUGGGCCCGGGGGCCGGCCCCGCAGGCGGAGGGGAGCCGGCGAGCAGGGGCCGGAAAGCAGAGAGGGGAGCCCUCGGUCCCCGGGGUCACCAUGGACAUAAUUUACCUGCGCACAUCCCUGACCUUCCUUCUUCUCCCUGUUGUUGUGUUUGGGGCACCCACUGAUGAACCCAAUCUCAAAGAACCAGCCCCUGGUGCUUGCAAGCGCUGUUGUGACCCACUGGACUCUUCCACAGAUGCCCGACCACUCCCUCCCAGCCACCACCACUUUCCCUACCCAAUGCCAGAGGUCCGUCCCUAUAUCAACAUCACCAUACUGAAGGGAGAGAAAGGAGACCGGGGAGAGCCUGGAAUGCCAGGGAAAUGGGGCAAAGAAGGACCACGAGGUGAGCGGGGUGCCCAGGGCCAGAAAGGCAGUAAAGGACAGAUGGGCACAGCGGGAGACCCCUGCAAGCAUCAGUACGCUGCAUUCUCCGUCGGUCGCAAGAAAGCUCUGCACAGCAGUGAGGGCUUCCAGGUCCUGAUCUUCGACACCGUCUUUGUCAACCUCUACAGCCACUUUGACAUGUUCAAUGGCAAAUUCUACUGCUCAGUGGGUGGACUUUACUAUUUCAGCCUCAAUGUCCACACCUGGAACUUCAAGGAGACCUACAUGCACAUCAUGCACAAUGAAGAAGAGGCAGUCAUCUUGUAUGCCCAACCCAGUGACCGCAGCAUCAUGCAAAGCCAGAGCCUCAUGCUAGAGCUUCAGGAAAAUGAUGAGAUCUGGGUGAGGCUCUACAAGCGGGAGCGGGAGAAUGCCAUUUACAGUGAUGAUGUUGAUGUGUACAUCACCUUUAGUGGGUACUUGGUCAAGCCUAGUCUUGAAUAACUGCCUCUCCUCUUCCUUGGGGCCUCUUUGGCCUUUUCCUUCUCUCUCUCUCUCUCUUUUUCUCUCUCUCUCUCUCUCUUUACUGCCCACAAACACUGCAAAUCACUUGGAAAUGGGCCUGUCAAGUCUCAGGCACUGAGUGUGAAACUUACCACACCAGCUCCCACCUCAUGCCCUCUUGUGUCUGUCCACUUACAUCGUGACACUGCCAUCUCUGACACCUCACCUCCUAAACCAGCUUAGGUUAUUGGCUUCUUCCCAAUCUGCCAGCAAGUUGCCUCUGGAAUUUGGAGUCCUAGAGCAAGAAGAAAGCUAAAAUGCUGCUCCUGGGGAUGUGUCCCUCUUUGAGGCUUCAUUCACAAAGGACUCCUGUAGAAAGGUCUAGAAAGUCCCCACUGCCCAUGUACAUCUUGGCUCCUCUCUUUCCCAACUAGACAUAUCAGUUUUGCAGCCUGAAACAUGGUCUUAAUGUCACAUCUGACACCUGUAGUCCGGAGAGCAGACUGGGGUCUGAUGGUCUCCUGUAGCACAAGAAAGUUGUAGGACUGGUAAGAGAGGAUAGUGUCUUUCCAAAAAGGGAACUGUUGGCCUUCUGAAGUGUGUCACUGGCUAUCCUUAGACACCCUUCUGUGUCACAGAGUCCAGGUUGGCUGUCAAACCUAGGCCUGAUGGGAUUGUCCUCCUCUGUGCCAGCUCUAGCUCUUUGAAGAGAUAAAGGGCCAGACACUUGGCCAGACCAUUCAUGCACAUCUGCUGUUGAAUCAGUAGAGCGCACCAUUCCGUUACCACUACAGGUCACAAAUAAAGAAGGAGAGAGAAAGAGAGAGAGAGAGAGACAACCCUCGAAAACCUCCCUCCCACACCUCCCCUGGUGUGCUACUCGGUCUUGGCUCCCCAGCUGUGGAAAGCUAGUCUAGAUAGUGAACUCGAAUCUACUCUCUUCUUUGGCAGAGGUGCCAUUUCAUUGUCCUCCUGAAGGUGGUUCUCCCACACUGGUAUUCAAGGACUGCUGUUUCAGGACCUGAGCUUGAGACUGGAGGGGCAAUUGCAGUUAAGUCAAUU